CGAAACCGCUCUCUCGAGAGAGCAAACAGAUAGCGCAGAGAGAAGACAACUUUGUGUUUUUCUCGCCAGAGAAGUGCCCAGACUACUUCUCAUCGCGUCGCUUUCUCAUCUGUCGGUCAGUCGUCCGUGUGUCGGUCAUCGUUCGAACAGGGCAACACGCCAGCCAUCAUACGCAUGCCUGAUGCUCACGGUCUUCGAACUGCCAUAGACCAACACACUCAGCAGGUACACGCACACUCACACAAACACAGGGAGAUGGGCGCGUAUCACUCUUGUGCAACCCUUGUGCAACUCUUGCGCAGGUAUCCAGGCCAGUCGAUUCGCAUCAGAGGGGGCUUUCCAUGCAUGAGGACCAACAGCAGGCACGAGCACAGACACAGACACUUGCAUGCUCUCAUGCUGCACGCGGGUGUGCAUACUCACUUGCCCGUUCGUUCUCCAGCGUGAGCGUGAGGCUGCUUGGGAGCGGCAACGUCAAGAGGAGGAGUGUCCACCCCUUGGCGUUUUUGAGGCCGUGAUGGCCGGCGAUGUGCAGUCCGUCGCUCAGCUGAUCGACGUGCACGGCAAGGAAAUACUCGACAAACAAGACAAAAACGAAGUACGUGGGAAGAAGAAAUGCACUCAAAGGUGUGGACUCCUUUCAUUGUGGGCGCGUUUUAUGGUGAUUGCGGCAUCCAUCCUUGCAGGACACACCCUUCAUUAAGGCUGCGUACUAUGGCAUGUCGGCGUCAUGUCGGUCAUGUAUGAGAGAUAUGGGCCGUCGAUACUGCAACAAACAGACAAGGUACCAAACCAUCUGUGCUGUUGGUGAUGAUGAUAUGCAUUGGCUGUGGAAUGCAGGAUGGGUGGACUGCAAUGCACUGGGCUGCCAUGUAUGGCCGGCUUGCAGCUGUGCACCAACUGCUGGAGUGGAGCGGCGGUGGUCCCGAGCUGGUCAAUGCACGCGACUGGGUAACAGCGUGCACACGUCUCCGACGCCUCCUUGUGUCGAUUGCAUGUGUAUGUGUCGAUUGCAGCAAGGCGCCACGCCGUUCAUCACUGCUGCCACGAAGGGCCAAGUCAAUGUGAUGAAGAUGAUGUACGCCAGAGCAGGGAAGGUCCUCCUCUCACGGAUAGACAACGUAAGGGACACAAAAGGACAACGUGAGAAAUACGUGAAGACACACAGAACAACACAUGAAGACAUACAGAAUGCUUUUCAUCUGCUUGACUGUCCUUCCCCUUGUACGUGACACAUACAGGGUGGAAACACGGCGCUCCAUUUGGCUAGACGAGAUGGCCAACAUGCCGCUGAGGCCCAGCUGUGAGAGACACAGAUGAAUCAUAAGAUGACCUACUCUUUAUCUCUCCUCUCCUCUCUCUCUCUCGCUCUCUCUCUCUCUCUCUCUCUGUCUCUGUGUGUGUGUGUGUGUGUGUGUCUGUGAAACAGGCUGGAAUGGGGUGAGACGCCUCUCGUGCAAAUCAAAAACAAUAUUGUAAGUGCACACAGAGUUGUAAUAUAUCGAUCGGUGGUUGAUCCACUACGGUCAUCCGAACAGGGCAACACGGCCAACACGCGUGCUACCUCUAUUGGCGUUGAUUGUCGCAUACAAGAUGGUGAGCGUGAAGAUGAGGCUGCUUGGGCGUGGCAACGUCAAGAGAAGGAGAAGCGUCAAGAGAAGGAGAAGCGCCUGGAGCGUGAGGUGGACCUGAACCUGCAGAUGGGAGGGUUGGUGCGAGAAGACAUCCGCAGCCGUCUUGAGUCCUACGGCUCUAUGGCCAUCAUUGCAUCGCUUUCAACGGGCUUUGCCUUCACGGUGCUGACCAAUUCUGACAGCAAGUUCGAGAAGCUCGAGGAGGCUCCGUAUGCCAUACGCGUGAUAUUCAGUUUGACCACUGCCCUCGCUAUUGGCUGUGGUGCUUAUGCGACGCUGGUGCUUGUGGUGCUACAGUCGACUGGCCACGCUGCUCUCGGCCAUGGUGGUCUGAAGUUCCCCUCUGAGCUGGCCUGGCGUUUUGAUCGAGGCAUCCUCCAAACAACAUGCUCGAGUAUCUUCCACACCUCUGCACUCCUAGGCGUGUUCCUCAGUAUCGCGUCCGUCUUCUUCAACGCCAUCUGCAUGUUUUACAUGCAUCUUUAUUAUGCGGCCAGGGCCCAGGAGAUCGAGCCCACCAAUGCCACCGACGACGUGGCUAUGAAAGCGAAUACAGGCCUGUUGCGUAUCUGUGAAUCUACCCUUGUGGUCUUCUUCUUUCUCGGGACCUUCGCGUGGCUUUGGUACUUAGCCAUGUACCAAAACAAGGUGUCCAAGGUGGCCCAGUUGUUGCGGGAACAAGUGAAGGAGUGGACUAAUUUAAGGAACGCUGAUGCGCCGAAAUGGAACGAGAAGAGACGCAAGGCGCUGAACAAUGUUCAGUCGGAUUGGUUAUUGCCGCUCUAUCUGCCUUUCCCUAGCAAGGCUUAUGAGGAGGGCCAAUCUAGGCAAACUAUGGCCAUCCGCACGCCUGGGUUUAUGCGACUGGCCAUUUUUGAGGAUCCGCACGCUUCGGUGAACAAGCAUGCCUGCACAAAAGCAGAACAACAACUUCGGAUGGACCUUGCUGAAACUGAUGUUUGUUCCCUCGAGUCCCCCUGGUCCAUCGCACACGAGGAGCCGACUCGUGAAGCGACCGCACGCCCCACUUCGCAGAGGGCUGCCUACCGAGGUCAGGAAGGAUUUUGGCUUCGCUUGAGGCGUUUGCUUUGCUGCUAUCGUUCUGACGACUCGAAUUCGUCUCGUGAAACUCGGGUGGCUUAGGUAGGCUCAGGUAGUAUUCUUUUGUUUCCCGUCUAGCAGUGCGUCUGUAGAAAUCUGGUGGUUUGCGCACUCACUUCAACUUGCACUUCACUGCUCUGGCGGGCUGUGGUAUUUCUGUGUCUUUCAUGUGAUCUUUUUCGCCUUCUCUUGUCUCUGCACAGAGCCGUCGCCAACAGUGUGACAGGCUCCCCUUCUCUUUGUGAGCCAAUGAAUGCUCUUUUUCUCUGUGUCGAUGGCUGUGUGGCUGCUGACUGCAUGUCUUGUUUGCGACGGAAGGGGAUGGGCGGGGUGCAAGGGAUAGCUGCUCGUGUGUGUGCCUGUGGAGGGAUGCUCACUGUAGAUGCUCCCCUCCAACCAUCAUUCGAUUUGGUCUCGAGAUGACCAAUCGAAUGAUCAAUCGAAUGAACUACGGUGCAUGGUGGGAGGGACCCUCGCGGAAUCGAGGUGAGCGCUUGCAUGUAUAAGGAAGUGUCUUUGGGUUGACAUGUGGGGCUGGCUAGUGAAUUGUGGAUUUUUUGCCCCCUGUCCAGUAAUGCGUCUGUAGCAUUUUGGUGAUUUAUGCACGCGCUUUCGAGUUGCAUAUCACUCUGGCAGGCGUCUUUCAUGUGGCCUUUUUCGCCUCCUCUGGUCCCUGCAUUGAGCCGUCGCCAACAGUUGUGAUUGGCCUCCUGCUUUUUGUCGAGCCUCUUAUAGGGAUGCCUGCGCCGAUGAAUGAAUGCUCUCUUUCUCUGUGUCAGGGGCCUGUUAACUAUGCGGCUGCUGACUGCAUGUCUUGGUUGCGACGCCUCCUGCAUGGGGUUUGUGUGUCACUUUCGUUGUGACUGCAGCCAGUCAAUGUCCAAGCACUUUUUCGGAUCCACCAGAUGGAGAGCUUUUGGUAGCCAGUCCCGUCCAAGUCGGUGGGGCAUCGCACGCGUGUGAGUAUGUAUGUGUGCAUGCAUGUAUUAUCUGUCUGUAAGCACGUAUGCAUGUGGCACAACAGCCGAUCCACCAUCCAUCCAUCCAAGCAUAAGUAUAUAUACCCCCCAUGAUUGAGUUGGUGAUUUCUCGGCUGUUUCUC
This is a messenger RNA of Vitrella brassicaformis, 3837 nucleotides long. The record is from the annotation of a GenBank genome assembly. NCBI's taxonomy places the organism in Eukaryota, Vitrellaceae.